UCCUUCCACCAUUCAAACACUUGCAGAAACCAAUUACAUUCACAUAAACACGUACCCUUUAUCUCUCUCUGGAAUUCACCUUUUGUUUCUUGAUUUUAUAUGGGCAAAGCUGGAUGGGGAUUAACCCUGGAUACUUCUGAGCCUCUUGAAUUGUUAUCUCCACGUUGGAAUUUUCCGGUGAAGCCUGCCAUGUUUUCCGGCGUGUCUCCGAAGAUGACCGAUGAGAAGAAUUCUAAUCGGAAAGUCUUGAGUGAGGUCGACUUCUUCUCUACGUCCAAGUCAAAUGAUGAUCAGAUUGUUGUCAAGAAAGAGAAUAUUUCUCAUGCGACUGAAUUAGAUGUAAACACAGGUUUGCAUCUGCAUACGACUAAUAGUGAUCAAUCAUCUGUGGAUGAUGGAGUUUCAUCAUCCGGUGAUGAUAAACAAGCUAAGAACAAGUUAACAAUAUUACAAGUUGAGCUAGAGAAAAUGAACACGGAGAAUCAAAGGUUAAGAGGGAUGUUAUCACAAGUUAGCAAUAACUACACGGCUUUGCAAAUGCAUAUCGCAAACGAAAUACAAAAACAACAAAAUUCAUCAAAACAAAUCGUUCUUCAAGAUCAAAAACCAGUUCCUCAACAACUCAAUCAUUUACCUCCAACUUCUCAUGAUUCUUCAUCAUCAGAAGAAAGAACUCAAUCAGGCUCCACUUUGAACGCAAUCGAAUUAUCAAAAAAUGGAAAGAGAACAGGUCGAGAGAACACCCCAGAUUCAGACACUUGGGUUUCUAACAAGAUCCCUAAAUUGAACACCACCAAGAACAUCGAGCAAGCUAAUGACCCCACCAUGCGAAAAGCUCGUGUAUCCGUACGAGCUCGAUCAGAAGCACCUAUGAUCACCGAUGGUUGUCAAUGGAGAAAGUACGGACAAAAAAUGGCGAAAGGGAACCCAUGUCCACGUGCAUACUAUCGUUGCACAAUGGCGGUUGGUUGUCCGGUGAGAAAGCAAGUUCAAAGAUGUGUUGACGAUCAGACGAUUUUAAUAACCACCUAUGAAGGCACCCACAACCACCCUCUACCACCAGCAGCGUUGGCCAUGGCCUCCACCACAUCGGCGGCAGCUAGCAUGUUACUUUCCGGUUCAAUAUCUAGUGCCGAUGGUUUGAUGAAUCAAAAUGUGUUAGCUCGAUCGAUUCUACCAAAUGCAUCAAGUAUAGCGACCAUAUCUGCAUCUGCACCAUUUCCAACCAUUACUUUAGACCUAACACAUAACCCGAAUCAAUACCAAAGAAUUAAUAAUUCGAAUCAAUUUCAAGUUCCACACCAUAUGUCAUCGCAAAAUUUCCAACCAGGAAUGGCAAUUCCGUUACAAUCGAUCCCUGGAAAUGGUGAUGUUGGGGUUUAUAACCAAUCAAGAUUCUCUGGUCUUCAGUUAUCGCAUGAUAUGGAGUCUAAUCAACUACGAGCUCACCAUGUGACACCACCACAAUUCAAGGGACAAGUGAACACAUCGUUUAGUGAUUCUCUUAGUGCUGCUACUGCAGCCAUCACCGCCGAUCCAAACUUCACGGCUGCUCUAGCGGCGGCAAUCUCCUCUAUCAUGAGUGGUGGCAAUACCACUACCACCACUACUACAUCGCACACCACCACCAACAAUCACAAGGAUAGCAAUCACUAUGGGAAUUGAACAUUGCAUAGUUGAAAAAAAAUUCUUUUCUUCUUUUAGUUACAAUUUUUUCGGGAUAUGUACAAGUACUUAUUAAUGUUAAUUACCCUUUUUUAUGAUUUUGUAAUAACGUACUUGUUUUACUUUUUCCACGUAAAAACAUUAAUAUUUAUCGUUUA
Lactuca sativa (garden lettuce) is the source of this 1823-nucleotide messenger RNA. RefSeq names its product WRKY transcription factor 6. Lineage: Eukaryota; Viridiplantae; Streptophyta; Magnoliopsida; Asterales; Asteraceae. Gene Ontology annotation, molecular function: sequence-specific DNA binding; DNA-binding transcription factor activity. The record is from RefSeq and is a predicted model, not a curated record. Gene Ontology annotation, biological process: regulation of DNA-templated transcription.